Cetraspora pellucida is the source of this 510-nucleotide messenger RNA. The record is from the annotation of a GenBank genome assembly. NCBI's taxonomy places the organism in Eukaryota, Fungi, Glomeromycota, Glomeromycetes, Diversisporales, Gigasporaceae.
AUGAAUAAAUUAUCUGAAAAUAAAAUAAAUGAAAUUAUUAAUCAUGCAAUUCAACAUUGGACACAUACUUUUGGUACAAAAAAUAGAAAUACUCAUGAAGCAUAUAUUGGUCUUAAAAAUUUUAUUACAAUGAUUAAUAAUUCUGAAAAUAUUGGAUAUUUUGGUGAUGGUAAAAUUGAUACUAUGAGAAAUCAAGCAUUAGAAAAAGUUAAAUCAAUAUUAACUAAUGCUUACAACAAAGGAUUGGAUUAUUGGUCAGAAGGACUACUUCAUCAAGUUGCACAUCGAGUAUAUCAAGAAAAAUUAUCAUUAAUUCAAAAUCAAAAUAAACAAUUAUUGAUAAAAAUAAAUGAAUUAAAUAAUUCUUCAAAAAAAAAUAUUUCUUUAAAUAUUAAUGAUAAAAUAGAUCAAAUAUUAAAAAAUCUAGAUAUCAAUUUUAUAGAUAACAUAUCAUUAGAAAAUAAAAUUGAUAAUAUUACUGAAUUUACUAACACUUUAUCAAAUUUUUAA